Messenger RNA from Puntigrus tetrazona (Sumatra barb), 939 nucleotides. It is a transcript of the gene tmem107l, whose product is annotated as transmembrane protein 107 like. Gene Ontology annotation, cellular component: MKS complex. NCBI's taxonomy places the organism in Eukaryota, Metazoa, Chordata, Actinopteri, Cypriniformes, Cyprinidae. The coding region runs from base 213 to 710 and encodes 165 amino acids. Gene Ontology annotation, biological process: non-motile cilium assembly; protein localization to ciliary transition zone. The record is from RefSeq and is a predicted model, not a curated record. The transcript is spliced from 5 exons.
AAGAAGAGUGUUGUCGUAGCAACCCGAAGCUUAACGUUACAGCGAAAAGCUGUCCACGGGUUUUGUAGAUAAGUAUGAACGUUGCCUAAAAGCGUUUUAUUUGUGUUCUGCUUUAACCCCUGUUGGAAACAAACUUACUGUCUGCACGCCAACUGAACUAUAUUCGCAAUCUUUAACACAUUUUAGAGAGUUGGUACGUGCAUCCGCGGUUAAUGUCACACCUUUUGCGUAAACCGCUGAGUGCUAUGCUCGUUUUCAAAGUGCGAUGUUGUUUUCUGUUUAGUUCAAUGUCGGUGGUAAGCAGUCUGGUACCAGCCCGUUUCCUGACUCUCAUCGCUCACCUCGUGAUAGUCAUCAUCAUAUUCUGGUCGCGGGAGAGCAGUGUCAGAGCCUGCCUACCACUGGAUUACACCGAUGAAGAAUACAGGUUAGAGGACACACGCCUCAUAGUGGCUUUAUCUGUGACCCUGGGCCUGUUGGCUGUCGAGCUGGUUGGGUUCCUCUGUGGUGUCUCCAUGUUCAACAACAAUCAAGCUCUUCUAUCUACAGGAUGUCACGCCAGUGGCUCUGUGGCUUUGCUCUUCUUCAUGUUUGAGCAAUGGACCUGCAGCAUCUACUGGUGGAUCUUUGGCUUCUGUAGUGUGAUUCCAGCACUAUAUGAGAUGAUCCUUUUUGUUGUAGUGUUUGGAUUUAAGAGGAAACCUCUAUGAGGAUCUCUGCCCUCUCUAUUGUCCUUUCAUGACUGACGUACCAGAAUAUCCUGAAACCAGAAUAAUACUCACUGGCACUAUAAAUAAGUGUUUUCCAUGAGUUCUUAGAAAGCUAAAUUAUGUUUGAAAGCUUUCGGAUGGUUUCAACCUGUUGACUAAUUUACUUCUUGAAAUCAUUGCAUUUUGUACACAUUUAGAUGAAUUAAAGCAUCUUGUAUUUUGCUACAAA